This is a messenger RNA of Balaenoptera musculus (blue whale), 3035 nucleotides long. RefSeq names its product myosin regulatory light chain interacting protein (gene MYLIP). Bases 224 to 1561 code for a protein of 445 amino acids. NCBI's taxonomy places the organism in Eukaryota, Metazoa, Chordata, Mammalia, Artiodactyla, Balaenopteridae. Gene Ontology annotation, cellular component: cytoskeleton. Gene Ontology annotation, biological process: ubiquitin-dependent protein catabolic process. The transcript has 7 exons. Gene Ontology annotation, molecular function: ubiquitin-protein transferase activity; cytoskeletal protein binding. The record is from RefSeq and is a predicted model, not a curated record.
GUUGCUGGAGUGCGGCGCCGCCGCGGGAGCCGGAGAGCCAGCUGGCGGGCGGGCUGGAGAGGGGGUGGCGGGGAGGGCGAGGCGGCUGCGGGGCGCAGGGCGCAGGGCAGUGGUCUGCAGGGCUUCAGCCUCCCGAGGGCCAGCCUCGCCGAGCCCGGAGCUGGGUCUGAACCCCGCGCACACCAAAGACGAGGCGGCUGUGGCGGCAGCGGCGGCCCCAGCCAUGCUGUGCUAUGUGACGAGGCCGGACGCGGUGCUGAUGGAGGUGGAGGUGGAGGCGAAAGCCAACGGCGAGGACUGCCUCAACCAGGUGUGCAGGCGAUUGGGAAUUAUAGAAGUUGAUUAUUUUGGACUGCAGUUUACGGGUAGCAAAGGUGAAAGUUUAUGGCUAAAUCUGAGAAAUCGGAUCUCCCAGCAGAUGGAUGGGCUAGCCCCUUACCGGCUUAAACUGAGAGUCAAGUUCUUCGUGGAGCCUCAUCUCAUCUUACAGGAGCAGACUAGGCAUAUCUUUUUCUUGCAUAUCAAGGAGGCCCUCCUGGCAGGCCACCUCCAGUGUUCACCAGAGCAAGCGGUGGAACUCAGUGCCCUCCUGGCGCAGACCAAGUUUGGGGACUACAGCCAGAACACUGCCAAGUACAGCUCUGAGGGGCUGUGUGCCAAGGAGCUCUCCAGUGCCGCCUUGAGCAGCAUUGUGGCAAAGCAUAAGGAGUUGGAGGGGACCAGCCAGGCUUCGGCUGAAUACCAAGUUUUGCAGAUUGUGUCGGCAAUGGAAAACUACGGCACAGAAUGGCAUUCUGUGAGGGACAGCGAAGGGCAGAAACUCCUCAUUGGGGUUGGACCUGAAGGAAUCUCAAUUUGUAAAGAUGACUUCAGCCCAAUUAAUAGGAUCGCUUACCCUGUCGUGCAGAUGGCUACCCAGUCAGGGAAGAACGUGUACCUCACCGUCACCAAGGAGUCUGGGAACAGCAUCGUGCUCCUGUUCAAGAUGAUCAGCACCAGGGCAGCCAGCGGGCUCUACCGAGCCAUCACCGAGACGCAUGCUUUUUACAGGUGCGACACGGUGACCAGUGCCGUCAUGAUGCAGUACAGCCGAGACCUGAAGGGCCACUUGGCUUCUCUGUUUCUGAACGAAAACAUCAACCUGGGCAAGAAGUAUGUCUUCGAUAUUAAAAGAACCUCCAAGGAGGCGUAUGACCACGCCAGGAGGGCUCUGUACAACGCGGGUGUGGUGGAUCUCGUGCCGAGAAGCGACCCCAGCCCCCCAAACUCUCCCCUGAAGUCCUCGGAGAGCAGCAUGAGCUGCGGCAGCUGCGAGGGCCUUGGCUGCCAGCAGACCCGGGCCCUCCAGGAGAAGCUGCGCAAGCUCAAGGAGGCCAUGCUGUGCGUGCUGUGCUGCGAGGGUGAGAUCAACUCAGCCUUCUGCCCCUGCGGCCACACUGUGUGCUGCGAGGGCUGCGCCACCCAGCUCCAGUCCUGUCCUGUCUGCAGGUCACGGGUGGACCACGUCCAGCACGUCUACCUGCCGACCCACACCAGUCUUCUCAACCUGACUGUGAUCUGAUCUGCUGUGUACUUACCGGACAUGCCAUGUCUCCAUGAACUGCACUAGUAUAAACUAUAAACAUGAUAGAUUGUGGAGAGAAUAAAUACUCCAACGCCCAUCUGCCAUGCAACGUUUAGGGGAAAAAAAAAAAGAAGAAUAGAAACAGUAUGACUACUCCUCACCGCCAAAAUGUACCAUGCGUAGAAUCAGCACCUCCGGGUUGGUGACCAGGAAGAGCUCUGGGACCCAGACACAUUCCUUGGACUUUUCUUCUUUUUAUGAUCAAGUAAAGAAAUCAGGAAGAUCUUUGACGUCAGUUAAGUGGCAGCAUAGCCCAAAAGUGAGUACCUUUUAGAAAAUGAUGUUUAAGUCUCCCUAACGUAUCCCAAGGUAAGUUUCCUACUUGCAGCCAAUUUUGUAAGAAUUCAUUUUAAGGAUUUACUUGGUUGUUUUUGUACGGGUCACAGAGCUCUGGACAUUUUUAAUAGGAAAAUUUUUCUUAAAGAGAUAGUUGUCAUUUUAAUGUCAUUUCUGUUUUUCUAACUUGUUCAAGAAAGAUUGGGGGGCAAACAUAUUUAAACAUCGAUUCGGGGACUUUUUUAGAGUGGACACAAAGUUGUCAGAUUUAAACCAGUCUGACCAGUGGAAAACAGAUCACUCCACCUGGAUGGUGUCCUAUUCUUUCCCCCUCCCCCUCUCCUUACCCUGUCCCCAAGCCUUUCAAUUAUAAAAUGCUACCAGUCUGGUUAGACGAUUUCUGUGGAGUAGUCAGCACUCCUUGGGCCUCUUGAGUUGGUGGAAUAUUUUAAGAUUGAAAAGGGAGCACAUGUUCCUUGGAAGGAAGAGCAUUGCUCGCUGAGAUGAAGCUUCACCGUGUACAAAGUAGGGGUGGUUCGUGAGUUCUCCGACGCACCCUGCUCCAGCUUCAACCGGUGGGGUUGCUUUUGCUUGAGCCAUCAAGCCUUUUACAGCCUUAUCGUAGAUAUCCGAGAUAUUGUAAGCUUUUUUUUUGGUAGUAAAUGCUUAAGUGUAUUAACUUUUUGUUGUCCCUCUAUAUGUUUUAGAGGGGUUUCGGGGGUUUUUUGUUUCUGUAUUCUUAAUCAUGUUUUCCACUCCCACUUGGGCAUUUUGGAACCUGGUCAGCUUGUUGGUUUUCUAGGAUGUCUGGAACCUGGAUGACCUUAUUGGGUGCAAUACUAGCUAAGUUAAAGCUAGAAACCUACACUGUCACUUUACUGAGAUUUCUGAGUAUACUUUUCAUAUUGCCUUAAUGUAGCAGUAAUGUGUUUAUGCAUUUGUUUCUUUGCACAGACAUUUUGUCAGAUAUUAAAACUCUACUUUUUUAUGGCACAUAUUAGCAUAUAAGCCUUUAUUCCAAGAGGUAUUUAUUUUUUCACUUGUAAAAAAGUAAUGUUUCACAUAUAAAGAACUCUGUUAUAUCUUAAAGGAUUUCUGUCUUUUAUAUUCAGGAUAAUAAAGAUGUUAAAGCAAA